Messenger RNA from Talaromyces atroroseus, 1998 nucleotides. RefSeq lists its product as hypothetical. Bases 1 to 1998 code for a protein of 665 amino acids. The transcript has 4 exons. The record is from RefSeq and is a predicted model, not a curated record. NCBI's taxonomy places the organism in Eukaryota, Fungi, Ascomycota, Eurotiomycetes, Eurotiales, Trichocomaceae. Gene Ontology annotation, cellular component: nucleus. Gene Ontology annotation, molecular function: zinc ion binding; DNA-binding transcription factor activity, RNA polymerase II-specific; transcription cis-regulatory region binding. Gene Ontology annotation, biological process: positive regulation of transcription by RNA polymerase II.
AUGGCCGGACCGAUGCCGCCGAAGGCUGUAGUGCUAUCAGAUGCCAAAUACCGGAUAGCAAACAACGUCACAUCAUACAAAAUACAGGAUAUCGAACUACACCAAAAACAAUCUCACUUGAUCGGGCUGGCCUGUGUCACAAUGAAGAGCUACGACGGCUGCUGGACGUGCCGCUUGAGAAAGAAACGGUGCGAUGAGAUACGGCCAGUGUGUAGGAACUGCUCAACGCUGCAGAUUACCUGCCACUUCGGCCAUGAGAAGCCGUCAUGGAUGGACAGCGGACUGGGACAGAAAGAGAAAGCCGAAGAGGUCAAGCGCGAGGUUAAGAGCGCUGCCGCGCGGCGUCGGGGGACCUUGCCGAUGAAUGCUGUCAACCGACAAAGUGCGCUGUCGACAGAGUGCCCACCAUUUCAGGCCGAGCCAACUCCAGACUCCAGCCCUGGUUGGACUUCUACAUAUUCGCCACCUAGCACGGAGCCAUCAUCGAGCAAUGCCUACCCAGAUUCCUGGAAUAGGCUGGACGGCUGGUCUAUAAGCAACUCACCUGAUGGGAAACCGGCGGACUCAGAGCUCGACCGCCGCUUCAUGAUGUUCUACUUUGACCAUUUCUUUCCGUUCCUAUUUCCCUUUUACCAGCCCCUACUGCUUGAAGGCGGGCGUACCUGGAUCAUGGAGCUUGUUGCAGGCGACCAAGCCAUGUGGCAUACCACACUCUGCCUUAGCACGUACUUUGUCUCAGUCGCCCUAGAUGGCGCAGUUUCAGGACACAACGUAUGCAAAACGCUUGCUUGGGAAAAGCUUCUGAAUCAGAUGGGUGUAACCUUUCUGAUGCUCCAGCGUAACCUCCAGGAAGUUGUUGCUUCAAGCAUUACGCCGGAGCUAAUAUCCAAGACCUCCCGAAUUAUGGGAAGCAUUAUCCAGCUACAACGGUUUGAGAUCUCGGUGGGGAACUUUGAAAACUGUCAAAAACACCUUGGGGCGGCCAUUAUGCUGUUCAGACAGAUAUUCCGGACUGCAGAGAGUGCCAUCAACAUUCCUGCUUUUUACGGCGUGUUGAGUCAUAUGGGACGGCCACUCUGGGCUAUAAUGUCUCAACAGAGCGGAGCCUGGAACUCCGAUCAGGCAGCUUUUCGAUUUUACUCCGCACUACUGAUCGUGGACGAUAUUAUUGCCAGCACAUGCAUGGGGGAACAGCCUAAAUUGCUCGAGUAUCACGCUCAACUCCUCACUAAUGGCGGCAGCUCUGACGAGAAACCUCCCCUGAAUCUCGAGGAUUUUGUCGGCUGCGAAAACUGGGUCAUGUUGCAGAUUGGCGAGGUAGCUGCCCUCGACGCGUGGAAGAAGUCCAGAAAACAGGCCGGGAAGCUCGACGUGAUGGAGCUGGUGGCGCACGCGUCAACAAUCAAGCAGACACUGCUCGGUAACCUCGCGCGCCUCGACGCCACAGAAAACACCCCCAGUACCAAUGGGCUCGGCUUGUUCACCCUUUACAACGACCAGUUGCCGCCUAUGCCGGGUGGUUGCGCCGCAUAUGUCACCCGUGUCUGGGCGCACGCCGCAUUACUCUACCUCUCAGUUGUGGUCUCUGGGUGGCAGCCCGGCAGCGCGGCGAUCCGGGAGAACGUAGUGCGUACACUAGCGCUGCUGGAGCAGAUGCCGAAACCCGAGCUGCUGCGCACUAUGGUGUGGCCCUUCUGCAUGGUCGGCUGCCUAGCCGAGCCCGGGGAGGAAUGCCGCCUGCGGGCCAUGGCUGAUGCGCUGGUCCCGCAUCGACUGUUUGGAGCAGCGCGGAAGGCACUUGAGAUCAUGGAGAACGUCUGGAAGUGCAGAGACGAGCUCGCCAUCGACACAGACUUUGCGGCGCAAUUUUCGUCGGCCCUACCAAGAGGACAUUUCCGAAUGCCGUGCUGGGAGACACUGCGGAGAACAGCCAAGAAGGAGUUUAUCUACAUGGGCCACAAGCAGAAUACUGUGGUCAACCGAUACUGCUCACUAUGA